This is a messenger RNA of Fusarium poae, 870 nucleotides long. RefSeq lists its product as uncharacterized. The coding region runs from base 1 to 870 and encodes 289 amino acids. The record is from RefSeq and is a predicted model, not a curated record. Gene Ontology annotation, molecular function: siderophore-iron transmembrane transporter activity. Gene Ontology annotation, biological process: siderophore transmembrane transport. The transcript is spliced from 2 exons. NCBI's taxonomy places the organism in Eukaryota, Fungi, Ascomycota, Sordariomycetes, Hypocreales, Nectriaceae.
AUGAUCAAAAACCGCAAUGUCAUACUUGCUUGUGCUUCGGUUUGUAUGAUUGCCAUGUCAGAUUCAACUUACAGGACGUUGGCAUCCAGUUUCCUGCAGGUGGCUGGAGGUUAUUCUCCCGGACAUGCAGUCCGCAUAGAUAACUCUCGAAGAGUUGCCCUCAAUCUUGGUGGUCUCGUUAUUGGCUUUGCUAUUAGAUUCGUCAAACAUACUAAGCCUUUUAUCAUUCUUGGGUUUUUAAUGGUCACUCUGGCUAACGGACUACCCAUCUAUUUUACCAACAUCGAUGGAGCUCGAGUAGCCAAUGAAGCAGCUCUUACAACUGGACAAGUGUUGCUCGGCCUAGGUCGAGGUUUUGCGCAGGUGCCGCUUCAAGUCUCUUUACAAGCUGCUGUUCCAAAUCACGAGAUUGGUAUCGCAACAGCCAUGUUUCUGUCCUCGUCUGUGUUCGGUGCCAAUGUUGGCAAUAGGCAGGCUACUCUAUCUCACCCUCUCACAUCAAAGGCUAACCUGGUUCUCAGUGUCAGUGGAGCUCUUUGGAAUACCUUUCUACCACGACGGCUUUUGAGUAAUCUCCCAGAAAGUGACAAAGCCAAUAGUACCGCUAUUUUCCGUUCGAUAGUGACGGCACAGAGCUACAAACUUGGCACGCCAACUAGAGAUGCGAUCAAUCUUAGUUACCGCUCUACGCAGCAAACACUAGCCAUUGGGUCCCUUUCACUUUCUAUUCCUCUGCUUCUGAUGAUGUUUUUCUUUCAAAACGUCAAGCUCGAAAACGAAGAUCAAAAACGGAACCUGCUCGCUGAGGAGCAGCUUGCCGCAGCUGGACAAAAGAUUACUCGAGAGGCGGAUAAUCCGGAAAAGAAUUGA